This is a messenger RNA of Hevea brasiliensis (rubber tree), 1028 nucleotides long. RefSeq names its product MADS-box transcription factor ANR1-like. Lineage: Eukaryota; Viridiplantae; Streptophyta; Magnoliopsida; Malpighiales; Euphorbiaceae. Gene Ontology annotation, biological process: positive regulation of transcription by RNA polymerase II. The transcript is spliced from 8 exons. Gene Ontology annotation, cellular component: nucleus. Bases 53 to 784 code for a protein of 243 amino acids. The record is from RefSeq and is a predicted model, not a curated record. Gene Ontology annotation, molecular function: DNA-binding transcription factor activity, RNA polymerase II-specific; RNA polymerase II cis-regulatory region sequence-specific DNA binding; protein dimerization activity.
GAGAGAAAUUGAUUAAGGUAGCUUCAAGAUUGAGAAGGAAGGAAGAAAGAAGAUGGGGAGGGGAAAGAUUGCGAUUCGUAGAAUCGACAAUCCGACGAGCAGGCAAGUGACUUUCUCGAAAAGGAGAAGUGGGUUGCUCAAGAAGGCUAGGGAGCUCUCAAUCCUUUGUGAUGCAGAAGUUGGAGUAAUUAUCUUCUCCAGUAAUAGCAAGCUCUACGAUUAUGCAAAUACUAGUAUGAACUCAGUGAUUGAACGCUACAACAAGGUCAGAGAGGAACAAAAUCAACAGAUGAAUCCUGCUUCAGAAAUCAAGUUUUGGCAAAGGGAGGCUGCAAGCUUGAGGAAGGAAUUGCAAUACUUACAAGAAUGCCAUAGGAAAUUGAUGGGAGAAGAGCUUUCUGGUCUGAGUGUCAAAGAUCUAAAAAAUUUAGAAAACCAACUGGAGAUGAGCCUGAAAGGUGUUCGGAUGAAAAAGGACCAAAUUUUAACAGAGGAAAUCAAGGAACUGAACAGAAAGGGAAACCUCUCUUAUGAAGAAAACCUAAAACUGCAUGAGAAAGUUGACCUCCUCUGUCAAGAAAAUGCAGAAUUACAUAAAAAGGCCCAUGGAAAAAGGGAUGCAAGUGAAGCAAACAAAAGUUCCCACCCACCAUACACUUUAAGCAAUGGAUAUGACUUGCAUGCCCCAAUCCACCUCCAGCUGAGCCAGCCACAGCCUCAUACCAGUGAAUCACUACCAACGUCAACGAAACUUGGACUACAACUGCAAUACCAAAGCAGUUAACGACCACAGUGACUUUGUUUCAGAGUUGAAAAGGCCAAACUUCUACAUGAUGAGAUCUUGUAUGUCAGCUAUUAGAAGUAUCUUCCAGCAUCAAGACAAUCACAUUUGGUAUGAUACUUUAUGUAAAAUAGGCUUUAGAAAUUGUUGUAAAAUUAUUUGCCAGACCUCCUAUCAACUAAAAUUAUGCAAUAAUUAAGGGUUUAAUGUCUUAAAAAUUAGUUGUGAUCAAUGAAACUGAACUGCU